AUGCAAGCCCAGAAAAAGAAGCUCCCUGACCGAGAGCAGAAAGCCAUAAAGAUCCAGGCCUGGUGGCGGGGCACUCUGGUGCGCAGGACAUUACUGCACGCAGCACUCAGAGCAUGUAUGAUUCAGCACUGGUGGAAGGUGAUGCUGGCAAAGCUGCUGGAGAAGAGAAAACGAGCAGCCCUAGAGUUUUAUGCACAGCAAGAAUGGGCAGUGGUCAAGCUGCAGUCCUUGGUCCGCAUGUGGCUCACUCGCCAGCAAUACUGCCGGUUGCUCCACGCGGUCCGCAUCAUCCAGGUGUAUUGGCGCUGGCAUAAUUGCCACACCCGUGGCUUUUUCCAUGGCAGCUAUGACCUCACGGCAACCCAUCUGGGACUUGAACUUGAGAUUUUUUUGGGGUCACAGAUAUGUCGGAUUACAGACUGCAUCCCCUUCCCAAUAAAGAACUGA
This is a messenger RNA of Nyctereutes procyonoides (raccoon dog), 447 nucleotides long. RefSeq names its product IQ domain-containing protein F5-like. The record is from RefSeq and is a predicted model, not a curated record. The transcript is spliced from 2 exons. NCBI's taxonomy places the organism in Eukaryota, Metazoa, Chordata, Mammalia, Carnivora, Canidae. Gene Ontology annotation, molecular function: calmodulin binding. Bases 1 to 447 code for a protein of 148 amino acids.